GCGUGAUAAGAACGUUCAAUUUAAAUGUUAAGAGCUCGACUGAUCAUUUUACUGCUGCUGCUGCUGCUGCUGCAGUUGGGCAUGACAGGUGCGCCUCCCGCUGGGGAGAGCUUGCGAGAGUUGCGUAAGCUGCUGAGACAACAGCAACAACAGCAACAGCAGCAACAACAGGAUGAGCAGCAGCUGCAAGUGCGGAAAUUCAACGAGGAUAUCAAUUUGUGGGCGCAGUCAUUGGAGCAAAUGGGUCUCAGCUUUGUAUCAUUCGUGGAGCAGUGUCGCCCACUCGGCACUCGGUGCACCCAGCGAACAGUGCAGCGUCAUCUGCGAACACUAAGACGCAGCUACAGCGAUCUCCACGCUCAGCUUGAAAUCUUGGAGAUCAGCUACGUGGGCAAGAUUAGCGAGGAGGAGAUAUUGACGCCCACAUUGCGAGCCGUGCGGGGAGUGCUGCAGCAAUACGAUCGCAUGCUGAGACUGAUAAAUGUUGAAGCAUAUAAAUUAGUCGAACAAUAGCAAUGUUAUCUUAUAAAAUACUACAGAUAAAUGAUUUAAGCACAACCAAACACUGAAGAGAUAGAGCGGUAUAUCUCUAGACUAUUUGGUAUAUCAUCAAUUUUGAGAAAUAAUUUGUUAGCUUUUAGAAUAAAUAUCUCAAUUUUAUUUA
Molecule: messenger RNA, 664 nt
Organism: Drosophila grimshawi
Lineage: Eukaryota; Metazoa; Arthropoda; Insecta; Diptera; Drosophilidae
Exons: 2
Coding region: 25-513 (162 amino acids)
Source: RefSeq, a predicted model, not a curated record